AGAACUAGCAGCGCGCCGGAAAACUACAAUUCCCACAAUCCGCUAUUCACAGGAAGUAAUGUAUUCGUAGGCUUUUCGUCUUGUAAUCUUCAUAUUUUGUAGUCCCUGUUCGGCAAGAAAGUAAAAGCAGCCCGCUAUGGAGAGAUGCAGGUUGGACGUGUCUGCACAUGUGUUGUUAUGAUUCAGGUACGAAGGAUGUGCAAAAUCACCAAAGUCACCAAGUCAAAACCAUGAAUAAAACAGCAAAGUCUACUUGUGAUUCUGACCGACAGAGUAAAAAAGUCAAAACGAGUCAUGGACCGACACAGGGCACUCAAGGUAAGAAAGCAGAUGUGAAGGGCUGGGCAGCUGGAAAAGAUGCUUGUUCUCCUGGACCUGAGAGAAGCUCUGAGUCUUCCCACACUAUGCAAAAACGUGCUCCGAAGGAGGCCAGAUCUACUCAUAGUGACAGUCACUCAUCCCAGCAGCAUCUGAUGAAGACGCCGUCUGCUGAAGAUGAAAAGGGUGAUGUGGACCUGUACAGAGGUGAAGAGGAAAUUCAAAAAGAGCUGCAAGACAAGCAGCAGUCAGAGUCAGCGGCUGUUGGUGAGGCCCAGAGCAGCGUGUCAGCUGCAGAGGAUCUUCAGACCUACAGUGAGAGAGAAUGGAAAGGCAACACCACAAAAAGUCUGCUUAUUCGAAAGGGUUAUGAAGCAAUAGCCAGUGAGUUCAACCUGCGUAGGGUAAGAGGUGAUAACUAUUGUGCAUUAAGGGCAACGCUCUUCCAGGUGCUCAGCCAGUCAAAACAGCUCCCUGCCUGGCUACAUGACUCUGACAUUAGCAAGUGGCCAAAAGAGAUUCAGUCUGAUCAGGAUUUCAUAAAGGAGUGGCAGUUUCCAUUUGAAACUAGCAAGAGCAAAGUGCAGCAUCUUGAACAAUGUCUGGAGCUACUGAAGAAAAGGUGGCAAGAGACUGUCCAGUGCAGAAGUCUUGAGGAGAGGGAGCGUAUGUGCCGGCAGGUGUUCAGAGGUCACGAUGAGGAGUAUGAGCUUCUGGAAGCGCUGAAGUUCUUGAUGCUGAGGACUGCCAUUCAUUUGCACUCAGAUAUGGAGAAAGGCUCUGAUGUACCAGAGUUCUGCUGGCUUCUCUUUGCUCGUGACUCAUCCAAAUGCCCUAAGACCUUCCUCACCAACCACCUCAGACAUGUAGGCUUCAGUGGUGGGCUGGAACAGGUGGAGAUGUGCCUCCUGGGUUAUUCCCUUCAGCAGACGAUGCGGGUUGUUCGACUGUACAAGUGUGAUACUGAAGAGUUUAUUACAUACUACCCAAACAACCACAAGAAGGACUGGCCUUCUCUAUGCUUGCUUACAGAAGAUGACAGACACUACAAUGUACUCAUCCCCAAAAAGUCCUCCAAAUUUGAUGCAUAUGGUAGGCCAAAGUGGAAUCCACCUUCAGAUGGACAACCAAGCAUAACGACACGUCUUUAAAGAGUAAAUCGCAAUCACACACAAUCUACCGAACUCAGGAGUUACAAUCCUUCAUGUUUUCCACAUAGCUGUUCUUGACUUUAAGUUUUGGGAUGUUUUUUUUCUUUCAUGUUUUAAUUCUUAUAAAUUUAAAGAUUUGCUUAUCUUUAUUCUGCUACCUAUGUAAUUUUAAAUAGAAGGAUAGAAUCGUAUGCAUUUCUAAAUAAAUUAUGUGCAAUAGUUUUAUGAGACAUAGCUGGAACUCCAGCUAAGAUGAGAGGAUACUAUUUGUUUUGAUUAGUUGAUUAUGAAAUGAUUAGUUUACAAGGUUAAUUAUUUCUUUGCUUAUUACAAUAAAUUUAAACUGUAAAUCUA
Messenger RNA from Cyprinus carpio (common carp), 1823 nucleotides. RefSeq names its product ubiquitin thioesterase otulin (gene otulinb). Gene Ontology annotation, molecular function: cysteine-type deubiquitinase activity. Lineage: Eukaryota; Metazoa; Chordata; Actinopteri; Cypriniformes; Cyprinidae. Gene Ontology annotation, cellular component: cytoplasm. The record is from RefSeq and is a predicted model, not a curated record. Gene Ontology annotation, biological process: protein linear deubiquitination.